This is a messenger RNA of Drosophila navojoa, 1644 nucleotides long. RefSeq lists its product as uncharacterized. NCBI's taxonomy places the organism in Eukaryota, Metazoa, Arthropoda, Insecta, Diptera, Drosophilidae. Gene Ontology annotation, molecular function: DNA binding. The record is from RefSeq and is a predicted model, not a curated record.
AAAAAAACAAGCCUAUUGAACUCUGCUAGAUUAUUAACGAGGGAAAAUUGCAAUAGAAAUUGUAAAUAUUUGUGUGUCAAUUAUAAGCAUUGCAGUUAAUUUACCGCUAAGAAAGUAAAACAAUGUCAGAGGACAGUGAUUCAAUAGCCGAGCAUGAAAUCGAUGAAACAAUGGCAAACCAAAACACGAUACCCCUGCAACCAACGCAAAAACGCCAGAGCUUCGUUUCGAAGUUCUUCAGUCCAGUGCCCGACCACUCGAAUGUGUUUAGAUGUAACGUAUGCAAUGAAACCUUUGCCAACAAAACAACCAAUCUAAGUAGGCAUUUGCAAUCAGUGCAUGGCCUCGCAGAUCAUCAGCAGGAUUCAGUAAAGAAAGGUCGGCCGAAUCGCAGUUUCGUGUGGAACUUUUGCACCAAACUGGAUGAGAAGCGUGCUCUGUGCCAUAUUUGUAAAAAAGUGUUGUAUUUUGGCGGCGGAAAUACGUCCAACAUAACAAAACAUUUGAGACGCAUGCACUCUGAAAAGUUAGAGGAAGUUGCUAAGCAAAUGCCACUCAACAUGCGCUGGUCCAUGGAGCAGUCAACGAGGAAAGAGCGUAGAAGCUCCAGCUAUGUGUGGAAUCACUGCGAGAAACUGACGGCCGAUACAGUCUUAUGCAGAAUAUGCGAUCGUCGCAUGCGAUUCCAUGGCACGGCCAACGUCAUAACGCAUCUGCAACGCCGUCACGGCAUUAUGGAUGAAACGUCGCAGGUGAAAACCGAGGCGCCUGAUAAGGUGCAGGCAGCAGCCACAUCCAGCACAAACGAGAAUCCGCGCAGAAGCAUCAGCGGCAGCCAGGUCUGGCGAUACAUCACACGGAUUUCAGAAGAUGCAGUACGCUGUCGCGUUUGCCUUAAGAAUCUAUCGUAUCAGGGCACAAGCAACCUGCAAAGGCAUUUGCAUCGCAUGCACAAUAUUGCUUGGAACUCACAACAGCCGAGUGGACCGGUCAAAGCUGAAAGCCUUGACUUCGAUGAUAACUCGUUCUUCGCCUUCUGCGAAUCCACCAGCGAUCCCACUGUCUCGAAGUGCCAAAUGUGCGACGAACAUUUUGUGCACACCGAAAAUCUAGAAGAGGUCAUAAGCAAGCAUAUGAUUAAGAUUCAUAGUGCAGCAAUGCGCGGGGAACCGGUUGAAAGUUUCGCUCCCACUGAAGAGGAGGAUGAAGAUUUUUCCACUCUCUAUACGGAAGUUGUUGCUGAUGAUCACAAUACUACUCCGUCGGGAGAAGUCAGCGAGCAAGCGAAGCUAUCAAAUGUCGUUGCUGAGGAUGCACUUUAUGAUGAUCUCAUCGAGAUUGACGAAGAUCUGCAGAAUGCUGAAGAGUCGGGCGAAAAUGUUGCAUCCGAUUACAGCAACGAUAGCACCGAUGCCCAGCUGGUGACGACUACUAUUCAAGCAGACGACACGCCAGUUAUGCGUGAACUAAAAGAGGAUCUAUUGCGCCAACAAGCGAUGUAUUUCAGUGAGAAGGCUGGCUUCUAUCGCAUGCAAAAAUUUCUAGUGGCGCAACAGGUGCUCAAGGAGCGGCUAGAAAUUGAAAAACUCAAAUCUGGACAACAACAGCACCAAGUCAGCUAGUUGUUGACGCUUCAUAAUACUU